This is a messenger RNA of Suillus subaureus, 851 nucleotides long. RefSeq lists its product as uncharacterized. The record is from RefSeq and is a predicted model, not a curated record. The transcript is spliced from 2 exons. NCBI's taxonomy places the organism in Eukaryota, Fungi, Basidiomycota, Agaricomycetes, Boletales, Suillaceae. The annotation marks the transcript as partial.
CCUUACCUCCGUCUAUGCCACACCGCUUCCCCCCGCUCUGACGGAAUUUAAUUGGCACACCUUAGUACAAGACAGCCUUCCGGGAGAAUGGCAAUUGAUAAAUAACCGGGCCUCCAAGAAAGCUGAUCUGAGGGACAUCCUCUCUUACGUGUCUGGCUUUCCUCGGUAAGCUUGGUGGAAUUUCUUCGCUCCAGCGCAAAUUUCUACCAAGCGUGAGCUAUCCACGACUACUCAUACAGAGUAGCAUUUGACAGCUCGAAAGAAAAACGCGUGUGGUGACUAUCUCCGACCGAUAGUGGAGGUGGCUCUGAACCUGCGGUCAAAACCAUCACUACCGAUUAAACCCAGCACAUCUGAGAAGAAACCAACCACAGCUCCACAUGGUGGCGUCGUUGGCUCGAAGAGUUCUCGGGUACAUAGCCAACGCUGGAUACGGCACCAUUACCUUUUGCAGUCCUUCCGGCAGCUCCUCGUAUUGUCGAGAUUGUAUAUGAUCUCCGACUUUGCUUCUGUAGAUGUAAAAGGUCGAGUACUCCUGGUCAGCUCAGUUUUCGCGGCCUGGUCUCGCGUAUGGUUAUCUCAUAUUCGAGGCGUGCAUCAGUCUGGAAAUACAUUCGUGGGGCAGUACACUUUAUUGUUUCCUGAAGGAAUGGACGCAACGGUAUACGUUUUGAGACAGGUAGUGUUCGUUGUGGAAGAUGGAAAGGUUGUUGGGACUGACUUGGUCGGACUGGUGGGUCAACUCACAGAGAGCGAACACAUAUGACCGUGAAAGACAGAGUUGCAGCGCCGAGGUCUGGUUCGAUAAGGUAUCUAUUCACGGUAAUACAAAAGUUGAUGAAAGACCUAGA